AAGUCAUUCUAAGCCAUCCCAGAAGAAGAAUACAUAUGGUUCCAUGCAUAUAUAGCCUUUUAUUGGCACAACAAAGUGCAGUUGCAUUGCAUGACUACCAUCGUCGGUGAUGGCACCGCAGACGGCAACGCGGGUCGCCUCCGGCCGGCUCGUGUUCGGCGCGCCAACAACAACAGAUGGCAAGCUGCAGGUAAAAGGUGGAAGCAGGCUGAGUGUGAGGAGCCUUGACAAUAAUGGCAGGCGUGUUGCGGUGGAAGCCGUCAACGGCGCUGCCAGGCCGAACGGCGCAGCGGCGGUGGCCGACGUCCGCCGGCAAGUGCCCGCGCCGCCGCCACCGGAAGGCGACGGCGACGGCGUCGCCUUCCGGCUGGGUAAGUUUGCGGAAGGGAGGCUCGUGUACAGGCAGCAGUUUGUGGUCAGAUCCUACGAGAUCGGGCCUGACCGAACUGCCACCAUGGAGACCCUCAUGAACCUCCUGCAGGAGACGGCACUGAACCAUGUGAUGUGCUCUGGGCUCGCCGGAGACGGUUUCGGCGCCACACGGCAGAUGAGUCUCAGGAAGCUCAUUUGGGUCGUCACAAGAAUCAACAUCCAGGUCGACGAGUACAGCAGAUGGGGAGAUGUCGUGGAGAUAGACACCUGGGUCGCGUCGUCAGGGAAGAACGGCAUGCGCAGGGACUGGAUCAUCCGCGACCGCAACACCAAGAACAUGAUCGCAAGAGCCACAAGCAACUGGGUGAUGAUGAACAGGGAGACCCGGAGGCUGUCGAAAAUCCCCGACGAGGUCAGGCAGGAGGUGCUCCCCUUCUACCUGGACAGGAGCAUCAUCGCCGCCGCCACUGGCGGCGGCCGCAAGAUCGAGAAGCUCACCGACUCGACGGCGGAGCACAUACGAUCAGGGCUAGCACCCAGGUGGAGUGACAUGGACGUCAACCAGCACGUGAACAACGUCAAGUACAUCGGUUGGAUCCUCGAGAGCGUGCCGCUGGACGUGCUGGAGGAUUACCACCUGACGAGCAUCACGCUAGACUACCGCCGGGAGUGCCGUCAGUCGCAGCUGCUCGAGUCGCUCACCAGCAUGACGACCUCGUCGUCGGCGCCGGCCGAGCCGCCGCUGACGUCGAGCCUGUGCGGCUCUGACCUGUACAGCACACACCUGAUACGGCAGCAGGAUGACAGGGCCGAGAUUGUCAGGGCUUGUGCCGAAUGGCGUCGCAAGGAGCAUCCACGGUCGAUUGAACAGCUCUGACAAGCGGUUGGGUAUAUACUCUGUUUUGUAUUUGCUUGUUUUUGUUUUAAGAUUUGUGUGUCUUCAUUUGUGCUUUAUGCUUUACUUGAUUGGAAAACAGUAGACAAAGAAUUGGGGAAAAAACACUUGGAUAUUUUGAUGUA
This is a messenger RNA of Zea mays, 1392 nucleotides long. RefSeq lists its product as uncharacterized. Gene Ontology annotation, biological process: fatty acid biosynthetic process. The transcript has 5 exons. NCBI's taxonomy places the organism in Eukaryota, Viridiplantae, Streptophyta, Magnoliopsida, Poales, Poaceae. Bases 110 to 1249 code for a protein of 379 amino acids. Gene Ontology annotation, molecular function: fatty acyl-[ACP] hydrolase activity; acyl carrier activity. The record is from RefSeq and is marked validated.